Molecule: messenger RNA, 2310 nt
Organism: Coffea arabica (coffee)
Lineage: Eukaryota; Viridiplantae; Streptophyta; Magnoliopsida; Gentianales; Rubiaceae
Biological process (GO): DNA integration
Molecular function (GO): nucleic acid binding
Source: RefSeq, a predicted model, not a curated record
AUGUGUGGGGAGCUUGAGAAGAAAAAGGUAAGCACCCCGCCAAAUAUUCCUAAGACCCUUGAUAUUAACCCACCUUUUCCUAGCAGGUUGACUAAAGCAAAAAAAGAGGAAUCAGAGAAGGAGAUUUUGGAUACCUUUCAGAAAGUGGAAAUCAACAUUCCUUUACUUGAGGCGAUUAGGCAGUUGCCAAAAUAUGCAAGAUUUUUGAAGGGGUUGUGCACUAACCGGAACAAACUUAAUCUCCAAGACAAAGUAAGGGUAGGUGAGAAUGUGUCAGCAGUCCUUCAAAUAAAGUUACCACAGAAAUGCAAGGAUCCAAGUAUGUUUACGAUACCAUGCAUCAUAGGCCAGAAAAGGAUAAAAAAAGGUAUGCUUGAUUUAGGAGCAUCUAUUAACGUUAUGCCUCUAUCAAUAUUCAAGGCCUUAAACCUAGGACCUCUAAAAGAUACAAAUGUAGUAAUUCAACUAGCUGAUAGGUCAAAUGUUUAUCCUGAGGGUGUAGUUGAAGAUGUUCUAGUGAAAGUUAAUGAGUUUAUCUUUCCUGCUGAUUUUUACAUUGUUGACAUGAAUGACGAUAACUCAGUUAACUCAGUUGUACUCCUUCUGGGUAGACCGUUCAUGAGUACAGCCAGGACCAAGAUAGAUGUGCAUGAAGGUACCUUGUCUGUAGAGUUUGACGGGGAGACAAUUACUUUUAACAUUUUUUAUGAGAUGAAAUACCCGAAGGAUACUGAGUCUGUUAACUAUGUUGCAGUCUCUAAUUCCAUUGUCCAAGAGCACCUUGAGCAGAAUCUUAUGGAGGACAAGCUAGAAUUUGUGCUACAACAGAGUAAGAUGAAUGCAGACGUGGAAAGCGAGGACGAAGAGGAUACUAUAGAAGCAAUUAUGUCACUACACUCACUUCCUGCACUUUCCGACAGGUCAGUAGACUCAUUUUUACCAUUGCCUACUUCUAAUGAGAGAAUUUUAUCUUCUGUGGAACAGGCACCCGAUUUGGAAUUGAAAGAAUUGCCAAAGCACUUGAAGUAUGUUUACCUUGGAGAUCGUAACACUCUGCCGGUCAUCAUUGCAAAUGAUUUGACCGUGCUACUCUGGGUAUUAUCAAAUCACUGUUAUCCAAGAGGACCAGCACAAAAACCACUUUCACUUGCUCGUUUGGCACUUUUGCUUACCGCUGUAUGCCUUUUGGGUUAUGUAAUGCUCGAGGAACAUUUCAAAAAAUGCAUGAUGAGUAUUUUUUCUGAUAUGAUUGAAAACUGCAUUGAAAUAUUCAUGGAUGAUUUCACAAUUUAUGGUGGUUCAUUUGAUCAAUGCCUGCAUCACUUAACAAAAGUUAUACAACGGUGCAUUGAAAUAAAUUUGAUCCUUAACUAUGAAAAAUGUCAUUUUAUGGUGAAAGAGGGUAUUGUUUUGGGCCAUGUUAUUUCAACUUGGGGUAUCGAAGUCGAUAAAGCAAAGGUUGAUUUGACUACUAGCUCGCCUUACCCCACUAAUGUCAAGGAGAUUCAUAGUUUUCUUGGUCAUGCAAGCUUUUAUAGGCGAUUCAUUAAGGACUUCUCACGAAUUGCACAACCAUUGUCCCAACUAUUUCAAAAGGAAGCAACAUUUGAUUUUGAGAAGGCGUGUAAAGUGUCCUUCGAUACAUUGAAGAGCAUGUUGACCAUAGCACCAAUCAUUCAACCUCCAGAUUGGAGCCUGCCGUUCGAACUUAUGUGUGAUGCCAGUCAGUAUGCAGUGGGGGUUGUACUUGGUCAGAGAAGUGGGAAGUGUAGCCAUGUCAUUUAUUAUGCUUCAAAAACGUUGUCACCGGCUCAAUAUAACUACACCACCACCGAUAAGGAGCUUUUAGCGAUCAUUUUUGCUUUUGAGAAAUUUCGAUCAUGUGACAAAUGCCAAAACUUUGGGAGUUUAUCUCACCGGGAUGAAAUGCCCCAGAUAGAAGCCAAGGCUACCCGGACUAACGAUUCACGAGUUGUUGCAGGAUUUCUUAAGUCCCACAUUUUUAGUAGGUUUGGUGUGCCAAGAGCAAUCAUCAGUGACCAAGGUACUCAUUUCUGUAAUCACACCAUUGAAGCACUGAUGCAUAAGUAUGGAGUUCACCAUAGAGUGGGUAUUACCUACCACCCGCAGACUAACAAGCAAGCUGAGGUCUCUAAUCACGAGAUCAAGAUGAUUGAGUAUCGUGCGUUUUGGGCAGUUAAGCAGUGCAAUUUGAACGCGGAUAGAGAUGGCAAGAAAAGGAAGAUCCAACUUCAAAAAUUGGAAGAAAUUCGCUUGGAGGCUUACGACAAUGCCCAACUUUACAAAUAA